Humulus lupulus (European hop) is the source of this 1542-nucleotide messenger RNA. RefSeq names its product putative disease resistance protein At1g59780. The record is from RefSeq and is a predicted model, not a curated record. Gene Ontology annotation, biological process: defense response to other organism. The coding region runs from base 1 to 1542 and encodes 513 amino acids. The transcript is spliced from 3 exons. NCBI's taxonomy places the organism in Eukaryota, Viridiplantae, Streptophyta, Magnoliopsida, Rosales, Cannabaceae.
AUGGAAAAAUCCUUAAUAGUGUCCUAUUUGCAGAAAUUGGAAUCUAUGUUGGUCCAAGAAAAGGCAGCAUUUGCUGAAGCCAAAGAUCAAAUAGAAAAGGUUGUGAACAAACUCAAGGAGAUUGGAGAGUUGUUAGAUGACAAAGAAACUUGGAUAAAUGAAAAGGUUGAAGUUCUCCUUUCAGAAACCAUACAAAGAGUUACAAAAUUUGAUUGUUCAACCACUUCUGAAGAUGAUUCGGAGGAGUGUAAUAAGAGCUGUCAUUGUCUAAACGAAGAACAAACAUCAGCUUCUUCUUCUUCAAAACUUUCAUUACUCCAAUCUAAUUAUUCGAAUCUAUCUGAAUGCCUUCAGAAUUGUUUGAUGUAUUGUUGCAUCUUCCCUGAGAAUUUCUUGAUUCACAAAGGGAAACUUAUUCGACUACUCGUAGCCGAAGGGCUGAUCAAAGAAAAAGAAGGGAGACUGAUGGAGGAUAUAGCAGAUGAGCAUAUAGGUGAACUUGUCAACAAAGGACUGCUUGAAAUAGAUGAUGAACUCUCAGGUAAUGCUACUAAACUCCAAGUUACUUCUAUUUACCACGAAUUCUGUCUUCGCCAAAUAGAGGAAGGAAAGUUCAAAUUUUCAACUAGUGUUCCUUACAAGGCAAGGCGUGUUGUGACUGAUUUAGACAUGUUGAAAACCGACAACUCGCAACUUUGUUCUCUGUUUCUUAUUGAGAAUGAAACACCUUUUGAAGAGAGAAGCGAGUGGUUGAAGUUGGAAGUUGCAAAAUUCUUAAGAGUUUUAGAUUUAGAAGGUACCAAAAUUAAAAGCCUUCCAAAUGUAGUGGGAGACUUGAUACACCUUAGAUAUCUUUGCUUGAAAGACACUGAGAUAACUGAGCUUCCAGAGGGCCUUGUCAACUUAAAAGACCUUCAAAAUUUGGAUAUUAGAUGGUGUGGAUACAUAGCAGAAUUACCAAAAUUUGUACUAAGUCUCUCAAACCUUAGGCACCUCAAAAUGCUGAAGAACUAUGGUGUUUGUGGGGUGAAGUUACCACUAGGAAUAGGAUGCCUUAGAAACCUCUUGACCCUUACUGGCAUGGAUCCUAGUGGUGAAAUUGCAAGAGAAAUAGGUAAUUUGACAGAGCUCAGAAGGCUUGGAGUGAUGGAUGUAACAGAAGAUGUUAUCAAUGAGCUAUCUUCUUCUAUUAUGAAGAUGUACACUGAAAAACUUGUUCUUGUGGAAUCAUUUUCUCCCCCUUUGUCUCUACGAAAGCUUAAGCUUGAAGGUGUUUUGGAGAAGAUACCAAGUUGGCUUGGCUCAUUGGAAAGGCUUACAAACAUAAGGUUAGGUUACUCUCAUCUUAUGGAGAAUCCAGCUUUGGUACUUCAGCUCCUACCAAACUUGAAAGACUUAACUCUUUGGCAUGCUUAUGAUGGAUUAAAAAUGGGGAAAGAGUUUUGCAAGGCUGGUGGCUUUCCAAAGCUUGAAUAUCUCACAAUGGCUUCUGAAUUUCUAGAGGAAUGGACAGAACUUGAAGAGGGAGCACUGCCUAGCUGA